CAAUCCACGCGCGACAGAACGCCUAGCCGAUGCGCCUGGUCGACGGACCGAUCCACCCUGGCCUCGCCGCGCACGAGGUGGCGCUGCGGCAGCUGCGCGCGGCCUCGAACUACGUCUUCGCCGACGCGGUGUCGAUCCAGCGCGUGCCCGAGAUCUCCGUGGCCGGCGUCGAUGGCUGCCUCGCAUGGCCGCCGACGCCGGCGCAGCUGCAGCAGCUCGCCACGCGCUACGCCGUCGAUCGCACCAUACUCGUGCCCGCCAAGCACAUGACCGUCCACGACGAAGAGGCGUGGGACAGGUACUUUGAAUCGCAGAUCCUCGACGUCGUCGAACACGGCCUCAGCCUCACGACCACCGACGUCGUCGCCAUCCCGACGCACCUGUGCAUCGACACCGAGGGCUCUGCCGACGCGCUCCUGCCGUUGGCCGUCGACCGCUCGGCCGCCGCCGACGAUUGCAAUACCAUUGGCUCGCUGCUCCUCGUGCUGCCCAGUGCGUUCGGCGGCGGCGACCUCACGUUUGCCUUCGAUGGCCACGCGACAGAGGUGCCGCUGACGCCGUGCGAGCACACGCUGCGCUUUGCAGCGACAUACAGGGACGCGAUCGUGACGUCGACGCGCAUCACGUCGGGCUGCCGCGUCACGCUCGUGCACCGAUUGGUCGGCGUCGACGUCGACGACGUCAGCACGUCGAUCUUACCGGUGACGCGCCAACAGAGCGUGGCAGCGUUUACGGCGAUCGCAGCCGCGCCUUUGCCGCUCAUCGAGCGCGUGGCUCGGCCGAUUCAGAUCCCAACGCUGACGUUCGAGGCCUUGGCGCCGGCGGACGCCGCGCUCGUGCAUGUCCUUCUCGCGACACACGCCUAUGACGUGGCGCUCGUCCGGUUCGAAGCCGGCAACGACGACGAGGACGAAGCGGACGAAGAGGCCCGAGACUUUCGCAACAUUGUGGCCUCCUGCGUCGUGCAUCCGUCGUGCGACGUCCCGCGUGCCGUGGCCGACCGUGUGAUCGGACGCAGUGCAAAUGCCUUCCUGCUCGACGCGCCGCAGGCCACCGAGUACUUUGUCUGCGCCGCGCACGCCAUCUUCUUCUGGCCCAAGGCGUCCCGCGCGGGGGUUGUCGGUAUCGACGUAGCGCUUCCGCUUCUCACGAGCGCGCUUCUCGAUGCGAAUGCACCGCGCCUCGGCCUCGACAGUGCGCACGACCUCGCCCGCGGCACCAUCGGCGUCUACCAGAGCAUGUCGAGACUCUACAUCGACCAAGAGACGUGCGAAAUCAACUACGAAAUCGACUACCUCCCUCCCGACCACGAGACCUUGAUGAUGGACGCUUUGGUGGCGAGCCGUGACGUGGCCCUCGCAGAUCUCUUCCUUGGCGACGCCCUCUCGGCAUCUCUGUCGCUCGAGACGGCGGCGCGCAUGGUCCACCAAUGCUUGGCCGCGUUCGGUUGGCCAGCGCUAGCGGCCGCGAUGCGCCGGCUUCUAAAGCGCUGGGUCAGGCGAAGCAUGCGCGAGACAGCCUCGCUCUUGGUGAGCCUUGCGGGGGCAGUCGACGCUGGCGUGUGCGCGCCGCUGCGGCAGCCGUUUGCGUGCGAGUUCUUCAAGCUGUGCUGGCACGAGGUCUUGGCCCAUGAGGACACGUGGUCCAAGAACUCGAUCGACGAAAACCUUUUGAUCAUGGAGUGGUACCUUGACGACGUCGCGUCCCUCGACACGAACAACCACUGGCUCGGCCACCGACUGCCGCCGGCGCUCGUCUCGGUCGUCGACAGUUUUCUCUACCACCGCUGCCGAGCCACGUACACGCUUCUCACUUUGCGCACCGAUGAUGUCGUCUGGCAGCUCGAGCACAUACCGCUCUGUUUGCUCCAAGCGCUCGAGGUCCAGCCUGCGAUAACCCAACGGCCGUACAUGGAUGCACUCGUGCACCUCAUCGACCGACACGACAUGGACGACCUCUUUGAGUGGGACGAUGCGCUGAGUGUGACGGGCGGCUACAGUCUCCUCGUCUGCAUGAACCGUCUUGGCCGCUGCGACGAGACCUUCUUGGCCAAGAUGCGGAUUCUGUGCUCGUUCCGCACCAUCAUGGCCAUUUCGCAGCUCGUCACCCAGGAAUCGGUGACUCCAUUGACGGCCGAGAUCCUAACGAGCUUCCUGGUCGAUGACGCGACCGACGUCAUCGACGAAGCACUCGAGAACGACGUCAUCGUGCGACUUGCCAUAGCCACCAUCGACGCGCUCGUCGUGCUUGCCCCCGAGAAAGUCGCCGAUUUCAUGACGCACUGGGUGUGCACCGUCAACUCGCUGGACGCGAACCGGCGCAAACUCUACCCAAUCGUUCGGGCGUUGGCGCAAAAGUUCGCCCUAGUACCGGUCUUUGCGAAGAUGACGGUGGUCCUGGCGACGUUCUGCCGAUCGGUCUUUACAGCCUCCGGGAUCCGCCCCGAGCUGCUCCCAACUGUCGUCGCCGACUUUGUCUUGGGCGAUGUGCCUCUGGACCCGACGCACUGCAGCCAGUGCAUGGACGCUGCCAUCUUCUUGAAAAAUGGGGUUGUGACUCAAUUCCAACGAAACACUCGGAUCUGCGCCGACAUUCGAGCGCUGGCCAACGCACACGCGGAUCGACUCACGCUUCAAUGCAGCGACUGGUCGAACGCGUACGAGCUCCGGAAAGUUCCUGGCCAAGCGACCGAAGCCGAGCGGAUCCAGUACAUUCGAGCGCACGGCGACCAAGCACGCGACAUCACGUGCGUCGCGACUCUCGACACACUGAUCGCAGCGCUGACGGCGAGUGAAUCUGGGGACCAAACGUGUGCGUCCCGACCUCACAAGCGCCACCGUAGCGACGGUGCGUAGUGUGGUCCGCAACAUCUUGCAACGAGCAUGGUCCGAGACUUGGAUUCGACGUGUACAGGAUUUAAACUCGAUGUACAUCGACUUGAAACAUUGAACUCAACUACGUGUCUUCGCACAUGUCGUCGUCGCCUUGUUCGCUCACUG
Molecule: messenger RNA, 2999 nt
Organism: Saprolegnia parasitica CBS 223.65
Lineage: Eukaryota; Oomycota; Saprolegniomycetes; Saprolegniales; Saprolegniaceae
Exons: 1
Coding region: 30-2855 (941 amino acids)
Source: RefSeq, a predicted model, not a curated record